AGUAAAUCCUAUGAGCAAACUUGGCCUUUGUUCAGCUACGUCCAUUACGCCAUGACGUCGGCCUUCCUACGACACAGCAAUAUUUUUUCUUUUCGAUUACCUCCCUCCUAUAUAAGGCCCCACUCACCUUGGAAUGUCUGACCCACAUCUUCACAACCUACUGACUCUAUAGACAACCUACUCUUCGAAUAAUUCAUCAUGAGAACCUCAACAUCGCUGAUCGCCCUGGGCGCCGCUGCUUCUGUCGCCACAGCUCAAAGCGUAUCUAUUCCCGACUUGACUUCUUCAGCACUCCGCCUCUUAUCUUCAAAUUGUCGGACCGCUGUGAAGGAGCUUAUCUCUCCUGACUCUCCUACAGGGCAAUGUCUCAACACCACUGCCGCUGAGUCUGUCCUUAACAGUAACGGUUCCAUUGUCCCUAGCGUCGAAAACUGGCUCGACAGCAUUUGCACUUCCAAUCCCUGCUCUAAUUCUACCCUUCAAAACGCCACUCAGACUAUUCUUUCUCAAUGCUCUACCGACUUGCAAAAGUUUGGUCUGACCAAUGAGACUGUCCAGAUCAUUGUUCAGUCUUAUCCUUUGGCUCGGGAAGUUGUCUGCUUGAAGACUACCGAUCCAUUCACCGGUAAUUCUUCUUCCGACAACUCUGGUUCCGGUGGUUCCGGUGGUGCCGCCAGCAGUGCCAGCAGCUGGGCUAGCUCUGACUGGAACAGUGCCGCUCCCACAUCUAGCAUGUGGUAUGACGCCGGUACUGACUCCAGUCCUUCUCCCACAUAUGCCCAAGAGUCUGCCUACAGACUAAUUCGCCGACAGGAUCAGGGUUCUGAUGCUUCUGCCACUUCUGACAUCGCCUCCUGGACCAGCUCAGCUGCUUCUCCCAGCAGCACCGCAUCUGGCUCUGAUAACUCCAGUUCCAACUCGACCGAAGGCACUUACUGUGUCACCUCUCUCCUUGAUGAGCUGUCUUCAUAUCUCGGUACAGAAUUGAGCCUGCGGGAAAUUGCUACCAUUGCUCUCGGUGGUAAUGCCACGGCUAUCCAGGACCUUGAAUCUAUCCCUCCUACUGCUCUCUGCAACGAGUGUAUCUUCGGUGCUCUUUCUCUUAUUGAGACCCAGUAUCCCGACGUAGGCACUUCCGUCUGGAUCGGUAACUCCACUCUCAACCAGUUCCUUGACACUACCUGCAACUCUACCGGCCUCGUAGUCUCUCAGAACGGCACUCUGCCCGAGAACGUAACCGCUUCUGCCUACAAUUCUUCCUUCCCUUACUCUUUCGUCAAUGGCACUUCUACCUACCUUCCCACCUCUACCGCUUCUACCGUCCCUAUCCAGUCCAUCAUUCCCCACCGUAACGUGACCAUUGGUCACCACACUAUUGGUUUCGGUAACGACACUUCUCCUAGCGCCACCUCUUCCGUCGUGUCCACUUCUGGUUCUCCUGUCAGCAGUCUUACUUCUACUGCUGCCGCUGUUACUUCCGCGGCUGCUUCUGCUGGCUCUGCUGCGACCUCUGCGGCUUCCAACCCCGCUGCAAUCAAGGCCCGAUGGAUGGGUCAGCAGUAGAUGAGUGCGGCGUCGUGUGUAUCGAGAUUCGAAAUUUGGAUGAGAUUUAGACGAAAAUUACACACGAUCAUUUGGUUAUCAACAUCAUUUAGUAUCGUUAGCCAGUUAUAAAUUAUUCAGUAUCAUUAGCCAGUUAUAAAAAAUAAAUGCCUCGGACAUCUGUAGCUAUUAGUAAAUUGUUGCGAGCGCCAUGCACAAAUGUAUUAUUGAC
This is a messenger RNA of Cryptococcus deneoformans JEC21, 1774 nucleotides long. RefSeq lists its product as hypothetical. The transcript has 5 exons. The coding region runs from base 199 to 1563 and encodes 454 amino acids. Lineage: Eukaryota; Fungi; Basidiomycota; Tremellomycetes; Tremellales; Cryptococcaceae. The record is from RefSeq and is a predicted model, not a curated record.